Molecule: messenger RNA, 577 nt
Organism: Acomys russatus (golden spiny mouse)
Lineage: Eukaryota; Metazoa; Chordata; Mammalia; Rodentia; Muridae
Product: mitochondrial import inner membrane translocase subunit TIM16-like
Exons: 2
Coding region: 1-510 (169 amino acids)
Biological process (GO): protein import into mitochondrial matrix
Cellular component (GO): TIM23 mitochondrial import inner membrane translocase complex
Source: RefSeq, a predicted model, not a curated record
AUGAGAGUGGGGAAGCUGACCUUGCCCCUUGCUGGCUGUGGCUUUGGGUGGGUCGUCCUCGAAAGUGGUAGGCCUGGAAGACUGAGCGUCUGCGGCAUUCCAUUGGCACCUAGAACUUGCUUGCAGGUUCUUGAGGCCAAGUACCUGGCCCAGAUCAUUGUGAUGGGUGUACAGGUGGUGGGCAGAGCCUUUGCCCGGGCCCUGAGGCAGGAGUUUGCAGCAAGCCAGGCAGCUGUUAAUGCUCGGGGUCGUGCUGGGCACCAGUCUGCAGCUGCAUCCAAUCUCUCUGGCCUCAGCCUCCAGGAAGCCCAGCAGAUUCUCAACAUCUCCAAGCUGAGCCCUGAGGAGGUCCAGAAGAAUUAUGAACACCUAUUUAAGGUGAAUGAUAAGUCCGUGGGUGGUUCCUUCUACCUGCAGUCAAAGGUUGUCUGUGCAAAAGAACGUCUAGAUGAGGAGCUCCGAAUACAAGCUCAGGAAGACAGAGAGAAAGGGCAAAUGCCCAAAACGUGAAUGCUGGGCUCUCCCCGCCCCACCCACUGCCUCAUAAGUUAUAGCCUGGUAAUAAAUAUCUCUCCUA